Molecule: messenger RNA, 3061 nt
Organism: Etheostoma cragini (Arkansas darter)
Lineage: Eukaryota; Metazoa; Chordata; Actinopteri; Perciformes; Percidae
Product: coiled-coil domain-containing protein 149-like
Exons: 13
Coding region: 180-1874 (564 amino acids)
Source: RefSeq, a predicted model, not a curated record
CGUCGUGACGCGACUCUGACGUCGGUAGGGGACGGAAGUGAUGCAGCUCGUGUGUUCCUCAAUCACCUAAUCCGUGUUGAUGAUGCAAAUAUUCUCCAAAUCUAAUCACAACAUGGUGAUGCGUGAUUGAAAACAUCCUUGCGUCAUUAUUGAUAUUGGUUUUCCUGCCGAGCGGAGAGAUGGAUCCGUCCCGGAGGAGCGAGAGCGACUGGCAGGCGCUGGCCAACGAGUUCCUCAUUUGUAAGCAGAAGUUGGAGAGUAAGACAGAAGCUCUUCUGAUUCUGUCGAAGGAGCUGGACACUUGCCAGCAGGAGAGGGAUCAGUACAAACUGAUGGCCAACCAGCUGCGUGAGCGACACCAAGGACUCAAAAAGAAGUACAGAGAACUCAUUGAUGGAGAUCCCUCUCUUCCUCCUGAGAAAAGAAAUCAGGUGAAUUUAGCUCAGCUACUGAGAGACUCGAGAGAAAAAAGCUUUCUACUUUCUGAGGAGGUGAAGGAGCUAAAACAACGACUGGUGGAAGCUCAAGGUGAUAACAAGCUUUUAAGAAUGACCAUUACCAAACAGAGGCUGGGAGACGAGGAGGUUGGGGCUCGACACUUCCCUGCCCAUGAACGAGAGGAUCUGGUCAAACAGUUGGAAAGAGCCGGAAAGCAGAACGAGGUACUGGAGCACAGCGUUAAGUCGCUCACAGACGAGCUUCAGGACGUGCGAGCAGAGCGGGACGUGUUUCAGCAGAAAGCUCACCGUCUUAAUGUGGAAAUGAACCACAUUUUGGGCAACGAUGAGAUACGCCUUUUAGACAUAGAUGCACUCUGCAUGGAGAACAGGUAUUUGCAUGAACGGUUCUGUCAACGUCAAGAGGAAAUCAAUUUGCUUAAAACAAACCUGGUGAAGUACAAGAGUGCCCUGGAUUGUAGGAAAACCUCUAAAAUCUGUGGGAAACCCAACAGUAGUGCAUUGACUGGGGUGCUCUCUGCUAAACAAGUGAAGGAAUUGUUGCUGUCUGAAGAAAACGGCUGCAGUUUGCCUGUGACUCCUCAGUCCAUCUCAGACCUCAAAUCACUUGCCACAGCUCUGCUGGAAACCAUCCACGAGAAGAACAUGGUGAUUCAGCACCAACGCCAAAUCAACAAGAUUCUUGGUAAUCGAGUAGCAGAGCUGGAGAUGAAACUAAAAUCAUUAGAAAUGUCUGGAAUAUGGAGCCUGCCGGGCCUGACUUAUAAUGUGUCUCUGGGAAUAUCUGGAAGAGGGAAAGACACCAUUAUCUUGCAUACUCAACAGGCUGAGUCUCAUGGACAGGAAGGUGAUGAAGGUUCAGAAAAAAUAUAUGUUGAUCAGAAGAGCUCCACGGAAAUCCCAUUCCAAGAUAAUGUACCACCAGCUGUGUCAGGCAGUCAAGAGGAGCUUCUUGAAGAGAACCCAUCCAGUGAGGAGACGUGCCCGCCAAACCUCUCAUACCAGUCAGCUGAAGAACAGCCAGUCAGCCCUCAGACCGAAACACCAGACAGUGAAGAGUGUCAUGACAGUGGUCAAUCGCAGGUAACAACUGAUUUAACAGAUUUAACAAGUCAUCGGUCAAAAGAAGAGAAGUGUGUCAGUGAUUCUUCUCCCACACACAAUCUGUCGGACCUCUACCACUUACAGCACACCUUAGAGAACUCUGACCCCGCAGGAGGAGGAGAGAAUGAGUCAGAUGAAUGCACAGAGGGGUUGGAAACUGUUGAAACAGAGGAAAAAAUCAAAAGCACAAUAUCCAGUGCUGCCACUGCAAUUUUUGAAGAAGGGCAGCCCGACUUCCAGACAAACCAGAAGAAAGAGCUUUCAGAUGGGACAGAUUCAUGUGUUAGUCAGGAACUGUCAAAUCUUUCAUGAAUCAUGAAAUCCUCAGCAGUGUUUUGUCUAAUUUUUUUUUUUUUAGCAGCGGGGGAAAGGGUUAGGGUUAACAAAAAGUUUGCUGAUCUUGGACGAGCCUGACUCCCUGCCAGAUCACCAAACUUUCUGUUACUGCUGUUACACAGGUUAGACCUACUGGCCACUAGCACGCUGUGCUGGCUAGCUUAAGUUGCUAUAGCUGCUAACUGAUGGUUUGUCUCCAGAGCUGCCGCCCGCUCUCCUCCUAGCAAAGUAAUCUUCUAGCGGCGGGGAGGGAGGCACAGGGGCCGCUGGGUGUGCUAGCUAGCAAAAUCUUGUUUUACUUGUGUACCGAUAUACAGGGAAUUCAUCAAAUUCAGUUCCCCAUAACGCUAAGCUACUAUAGCUGUAAUGUUUUUGCAGUGGGACCCGCUUGAGCGCGGUUUCCAUGGGAGUGGGCUUUGAGUGUGAUUGACGUUCUGUCUCUGUUCCAGUGGCUCAUCCUCAUGGUAGAAAGAGUUUGGACAACAGCUCGUUUGGAGUUCAGUAGCGCAGAAAGGGACACUAGUGUUGAUAAUAGAUGCCUUGAGUUAACAGUGAUCCCCCGAAGUAUUAUUACACAGCAGGGAUGUGCACAGAUAUUUUGGGGGGCGGGGGCUCAAGUUAAAAAAUCUAAACCCAAUUUUGCGACACUUUAUGAAGGAUUUUCCUCUUAACAUAACCCUGUCAAAAUAGUAACUAAUCAGAGUAAAGAUAAAUAAUAUCUUAGCAUUUGCCCUAACUGGCUGACUGAUAUAAUUCCUGCUUUUAUUUGAUCCAUUUUGAGAGUCUCAUACAAGGCCCAAAGAAUGUAAAAAUCUGAACAUAACCGAAUGUGAUUGCCCAACAGAAAUAUAUUGCUACAACAUCCUUCACUCUACAGGGAUUGUUUUUCCACAAAAUGUUAGGGAAAAUAUUGGCAGAGAUUUGCUCCCAUUUAGCCAGAAGAACAUUAGGUUGGGCAAUAAAGCCUGGCUCCUGGACUAGUUAAUCCAAAACAUAUUGGAUGGGUUUGAGGUCAGAACUCUGUGUGCACCAUUCAAGUUCUUCCACACCAUUGGGAAUAACUCUUUCCAUUGUCACCAUGACAAACUGUUUGCCACAAAGUUUGAAGCUUUACGUUGUGUAUGUAUUAGGUUUAGUGUGAAGAAACUGUGAUUUAUGCUGAU